AUGACCAACCCCAGUCUCCUAGAGCUACCUCAAGGGGUUCAGCUCGUCUAUCUCGCCGAGGGCGGAGCCAAUGUCAUCUAUCGCUUUGUGGCCGCCCCAAUAAAAUCGUCACUCGUCGUUAGGGAACCCAAGAGACCGGUCUCCCCCAUGAUUGACGAACCUAGAUUGCCUGCCGGGUUUCAGGGAAAAUUGCUCCGCCUACGCAAGAAGACUGCCGGCAAUAUAUCAUAUAAAGAAAUCAAUCGCAAUUUCAAUACUAUUGUGCGUCCCUUAUUCAGACCAGAAGAAUUAGUGGAUCAGUCCCUCAUUCUGCUUCCCGGGGGUCUCAUUCAGCGCUGUAAUGAGCAGCUUGUCGCUACUGAACUUAGUGGGCAGCGACCCAAAAAGCGACAUGGCGGGUAUCUUUGCGCUGAUGAGCCAUUUGGCUUACUUAUUACCGACAUGACGACCUUUGAUACACCAGGCGCUAUGCUAGCGGAACUCAAGCCGAAGUGGCUCACGCAGUCUCCUUCUGCACCCCCUAUGGCGCGGCGGUGUCGAACUUGUGCUUUAAGGGAGAUGAAGAAUUGUGAUGCGCGAUCAUCGGGCUCAAAGGAGCAGCGGUCGUUUUGUCCUUUGGAUCUUGUGUCUGGGCGCUUUGAAGACGUCCUGCGUGCUACGACUCUCGUCAAGGGUUGUAAUGAUCGGACGCGACUGGCGCACAUUCUGUUUCAUAAUCCGAUCCUUCAAAGACUACGAUCCCAGCAGACCUCGUGGGCAAAGGUCGGCCUACUUGGUCCGCCCGCUUUAUCUCAAAAAACAUCACUCGACAUGACUCUGCGGGACUGUACAAUGUUUAUCAAGAUCCCACGCGAUCGGGAAACACCCGUCGAGAUCCGCCUGGGGGACUUGGAUUUGAAAACAGGCGCGGGAGGAAAAUCCACCUAUUGGAGAAAAAUCGAACUUCAGCUCCUUGAUGGUGGCUGGUAUGCCGGGUCCAACAGCAGUCAAGAACCCAGCGAUUGUGCACUUCAGUACUUAACACAUUAA
This is a messenger RNA of Penicillium longicatenatum, 1029 nucleotides long. Its product is annotated as inositol-pentakisphosphate 2-kinase. The coding region runs from base 1 to 1029 and encodes 342 amino acids. Gene Ontology annotation, cellular component: nucleus. NCBI's taxonomy places the organism in Eukaryota, Fungi, Ascomycota, Eurotiomycetes, Eurotiales, Aspergillaceae. Gene Ontology annotation, molecular function: inositol-1,3,4,5,6-pentakisphosphate 2-kinase activity; ATP binding. The transcript has 2 exons. The record is from RefSeq and is a predicted model, not a curated record. Gene Ontology annotation, biological process: inositol phosphate biosynthetic process.